Olea europaea var. sylvestris is the source of this 694-nucleotide messenger RNA. Its product is annotated as CEN-like protein 2. The record is from RefSeq and is a predicted model, not a curated record. The transcript is spliced from 4 exons. Bases 72 to 584 code for a protein of 170 amino acids. Gene Ontology annotation, biological process: negative regulation of flower development; vegetative to reproductive phase transition of meristem. Gene Ontology annotation, cellular component: cytoplasm; nucleus. NCBI's taxonomy places the organism in Eukaryota, Viridiplantae, Streptophyta, Magnoliopsida, Lamiales, Oleaceae.
CAGCAGAGUUGUAUCCUGUCCUAUCUUGUAGUGUCUGAUCUCCUCAAUUAACUUCCUGUUGUAAGUCAAGAAUGUCUGAUCUGCUUGUAAUAGGUAGAGUGAUUGGAGAUGUUGUAGAUUCUUUCUCCCCAACAGUUAAAAUGUCUGUCACGUACAACUCGAACAAGCAUGUGUACAAUGGUCUUGAGCUCUUUCCUUCUGCCGUUACCUCUAAACCUAGGGCUGAGGUCCUUGAAGGUGAUAUGAGAUCAUUCUUUACACUGAUUAUGACAGACCCUGAUGUUCCUGGUCCUAGCGAUCCAUACCUUAGGGAACAUUUGCACUGGAUAGUUACAAAUAUUCCAGGCACAACAGAUUCCUCAUUUGGAAAAGAAGUGGUGAGCUAUGAACUGCCAAGGCCAAACAUAGGGAUCCACAGGUUUGUUUUUCUGCUCUUCAAGCAGAAAAAACGGCAGGCAGUGAACCCACCUCUUUCAAGGGAUCGAUUCAGCAGCAGACAAUUUGCAGAAGAAAAUGAACUGGGCCUUCCUGUGGCUGCCGUGUUCUUCAAUUGCCAGAGGGAAACUGCUGCUCGAAGGCGCUGAAAAUUAGUCAUCUGUGCAUCUACUACUUGUUUUUUUUUAACUUUUAUGCUGCAAAUGUGUAAUAAUAUUUAUCUUGGAACUGUGGAAUGUAUUUUCAGGAGCAAGCCAAC